Molecule: messenger RNA, 465 nt
Organism: Aspergillus terreus NIH2624
Lineage: Eukaryota; Fungi; Ascomycota; Eurotiomycetes; Eurotiales; Aspergillaceae
Product: protein transporter TIM17
Exons: 4
Coding region: 1-465 (154 amino acids)
Biological process (GO): protein import into mitochondrial matrix
Cellular component (GO): TIM23 mitochondrial import inner membrane translocase complex; mitochondrial inner membrane
Molecular function (GO): transmembrane protein transporter activity
Source: RefSeq, a predicted model, not a curated record
AUGGAUCACUCCAGAGAUCCCUGUCCCUGGGUUGCCCUGAGCGACUUUGGUGGUGCUUUUUGCAUGGGUGCAAUUGGUGGUGCGGUCUGGCACGGUAUCAAGGGUUUCCGGAACAGCCCCUACGGAGAGCGUCGGAUAGGUGCCAUCACAGCCAUCAAGGCGCGAGCCCCUGUCCUCGGUGGUAACUUUGGUGUGUGGGGUGGUAUGUUCUCGACGUUCGACUGCGCGAUCAAGGGUAUCAGAAAGAAGGAGGAUCCGUACAAUGCCAUUAUUGCGGGUUUCUUCACCGGUGGUGCGCUUGCUGUCCGUGGUGGUGUGAAGGCUGCGCGUAACUCGGCCAUCAUGUGCGCUGUGUUCCUGGCUGUCAUUGAGGGUGUCGGUAUUGGAUUCCAGAGAAUGAUGGCUGACAACACGAAACUCGAGCUCCCUCCUCCCCCUCCGGCCGACGCAAAGGCUGUCGCCUAA